AUGCCUAGUUUUUUGGGCCUUGUUUUAAACCAAUCCGAAGAGCUCUCGGAGCUUGAACAGCCUUCAGAGCCUGAACAGCCUUUACCUUUACCCCCUAUUAUACCCCGCCCGCCGAUUCGCCGGCCAAAGGCUCCCCAGCUUACUCGAGAUCAACGACGCGACUGCCAGUUAUUACACUCUAUUGGAUGGUCCUAUUCGCAAAUCCAUCGUCAGACUAGCUAUUCUAUCCGUCAAAUAGGGCUAGCUUGUACUAUACGAGCAACUCCUAAAAAGAAAUCCGGAAGACCUCCUAUCCUUUCUCAAGCUCAGGUCGAAGAGCUAGUCGAAUUCGUUUGCGCUUCCUCGGCGAACCGGCGGAUGUCCUUUACCAAACUUGCAGAAGUUCUAGACUUUGGAGUUAAAAAACAAGCUAUUCGAUCAGCUCUUUUACGAGAAGGAUUCCAUAGACGUUUAGCUAUGCGUAAACCUCCAAUUACAGAAAAGAACCGGCAAACGCGUCUCCAAUGGGCCCUUGAGCAUAUUAAUUGGACAAUGGCCCAGUGGUAUGAGAUCUUGUGGACGGACGAGACUUGGAUUACAGGCGGCCGGCAUACAAGAACUUGGGUUACUCGCCGGGCCGGCGAAGAAUGGGAUCCUAUUGUAUAG
This is a messenger RNA of Venustampulla echinocandica, 645 nucleotides long. RefSeq lists its product as uncharacterized. The transcript has a single exon. Gene Ontology annotation, molecular function: DNA binding. NCBI's taxonomy places the organism in Eukaryota, Fungi, Ascomycota, Leotiomycetes, Helotiales, Pleuroascaceae. Bases 1 to 645 code for a protein of 214 amino acids. The record is from RefSeq and is a predicted model, not a curated record. Gene Ontology annotation, biological process: DNA integration; DNA transposition.